CCCCUGCCUUCCUCUCUCUUCUCUAUUUCUCUACCCUCUCCUUCCCCAAAACCUAACACUGAAAAUCAAUCCACACUUGAAUGAAGAACCUGUCAUGCAGAAUCCUUCAGAAAGGGGUCUAGAUGAGAGAAUGGAUCCAAAUGGAAAAACCGGGUCUAUAAUGAAGCCUGGUGAUAUGUCUGUGAUAUAUGUCUGUGAAUUGCCUGAGAUUAAGGAGAAAUUUGACCUAGCCAAAGCUAUGUCUCUUGGUCUUAAACCUGGCCCAAAGUAUUGUGAACUGCAACUCGGAAAUUCAGUGAAGUCAGAUCACCAAAAUAUCACGCAAUUACUACAGUUGUCACAAUCUUUGAGAUUUUUGAAGAACAAUGGACAGGCUACUGAGAAGAGAACGCAAAGUGGAGGUCUCCACAAUCAGCUGUAUUACCUAAUUUCCAUCUUCCAAUGCACAGUUUGGAAGUUAAAAAUAGGUAAAUUAUCAAAUGACAUUUUCUCCAUAUAGAUGCAUUUUUCAUACCAAAUAUGUGGGUUGUUGUGUCAUCUGUAGUGCCUUGUGUUUAAUGUUUUAAAUGUCUGGUGUGUGAAUGUGUAGUGUACUUAUAGUUUUUUAGUGCUACAACUGCUAAUACUACCGCUACUACUGUUGCUAGAAUGCAACCAAGUGUUGUUCAUAAAUCACUGUUGUUUGGUACCCUUGCAACUUAUUGAAGCAUACAAAUAUAUAUGCAUUAUUUAAUCACACAUCCCUACAUUGUGCAAUGCUGGAAUGAAUUUUUUAGAAGUUUUCUACUUUUAUUUGUUAUUGGCCAGAAUUUGUGACUUUUUAAAAAUAAAGGGCAAAUAUAGUAGGCACCCCCAAGGUUUUUUCCCUUUUAACUCACACCCUUUUAAUUUUCA
This is a messenger RNA of Quercus lobata, 894 nucleotides long. RefSeq lists its product as uncharacterized. Gene Ontology annotation, molecular function: 3'-tRNA processing endoribonuclease activity. The record is from RefSeq and is a predicted model, not a curated record. NCBI's taxonomy places the organism in Eukaryota, Viridiplantae, Streptophyta, Magnoliopsida, Fagales, Fagaceae. Gene Ontology annotation, biological process: mitochondrial tRNA 3'-end processing. The transcript has 3 exons. The coding region runs from base 95 to 499 and encodes 134 amino acids. Gene Ontology annotation, cellular component: mitochondrion.